CCCAGCCCGACUGUUUGUCUUGCUAUGCGCAACGAGUCGCGCUUAAGCGUAAAACAGUCAUCAGAAACUGUUCAUUCAGCAGAGACCUCUUCCGCACCGUGCGCCUGGUCGUCCUCAUGAAUCGGCGUGAGGUCUGCGGGAGGAUCAGUGUGAGCCAUGAACGCUGCCAGACGCUAACGGGUGUGUAUAUUUGACUGUCCCCUCUGACUGGGACGUUGCAAUCAGCGCCCAGAACAGCACUUUCGCCGCUACGUAGUCCCCUCAUCGCCAAGAGCGGCAUGGCUCGGUCUCGGAAGUCGGUCGGGGUGAUCGUCAUUGGUGCCUGAGGCCACCCGACCAAUAGCGAGCACGUGAUUGUUGACAUCCGGCGCCCCUCCGCACUUGGCCGAUCAUCUUCGCCACCACAGAACGCCACAAUCUCUACUCGAUCCCGCAUCUCCCAUCGCCCACCAUCUCCUCCAUCUCUCCUCACUCUUCUCACUCUUGCAGCCAUGAUCGACCACGACGGCUUUCCAGCCAUAGUGUCUGCCAUACUCGAGUACUCCCCAGAAGGCGCACUGCACGCAUGGCGAGGCACAAGCCGCUACUACAAGCAAUAUGCGGACGCCAAGCUCCUGCGCCACAUCACCUUGGAUGUGCCGCGCUGCAGUGCAGGGAGGAGGCUUUCAGCGUCUCGUGGGCGUCCCCUCCUUGUUCGUAGCAUCAGUGGAUCCCGCAUCCCCGGCCUGGCGUGGGAGGACCCGGAUGCGUCGCCAGCACAACGCGAGGCAUGGGCAGCGGCCCUACGGUCACACGUCAAGGUUGUCGAUCACGUCGCCGAGAUUGCGUUUCCCGACGACGACCCAAAGCUCGCGGCUGCGCUCGAUCGCGUCAGUCUGCUCCGCCGCCUAUUCAACGCACAGGACAUCAUACCAUGGCGCCUGGACUGCUGGCGCUAUGCGCUGCCCGCCGUGCGUGUCGUCGACUACCUCUACCUAGGGCCCCAACACAACGCAGAGAAGGCGCAGAAGGGCGCCAAGGUCGAGUGGGAAGAGGCAGAAGAUGACGACGACGAAGAUUACCGCCAUGUAAUCCUCGACAUGCCGCCGAGCGUCAAGUCGAGUGUCACGGUUAUCCGGUUCGACCCCGCAGACACCGGCGAGGCGGCGUACCGGUGGCAGUUCUGGGAUCGGUCCGGACAUGCCCCAUUCGUGUGCGUGUUCCUCGAAGCCCCGUCAGGCUUGCCCGCGAGCGGGGUGCCGGCGAAACCACGAUGGACAUUUGUGCGCCCGCUCAUUAGAGCAUUGCGUAACUACGCGCCGAGCACACGCCCCGUCCUGGUGGGAAUCACCGAGAUUCCACGCGGAGCGAUCGGGUUUCCGGACAACGCGACUGAUGACGAGGUGCGGGCGUCGUUUAUCGAAACACUCAUCGCCGAGGUUUUGAGCUGGGACGACAUGAUGCCUGCUCGCCUUCGCCGAGUCACCGAUUCGAUCACGUUUCUCACGCAUGGCGAGUAUCGCGCACGCGUUGGUCACGAGGCAUACGAGCUGGAGAUUGGGGGCGAAGUCCGCGUGAGGCGACGAGAGAAGAUGGACGCGCGUGAGGUGCUGCGCCAGCUACGGAUGUGACCCGAACGCACAGCAGGCCAAGUGAGUGCCGGGUGAGGUGAGCGGGCGGGCCCCAACGUCGGGGGACCUGGAUCAUUAUUGGGACCGAAGUUGUACAUGAUGCCGUGUAUUCGACAUCUCCGUUGUACUUGCUGUGGCCUCUUUGCUAGCGGCGUACUACAUGCAAGCUGAGAUAAAAGGCGAUCCGCCUCUCCAAGCGCGGUACCUGGUGCCCGAUCAUGACAGCGACGCGAAGCUGAGCCAGCUACAUCUGGGACUCUCCCAACUCAGAUAAGCUCUCCCAGAGCCGAUGCUAGCUAUUCCCAC
This is a messenger RNA of Cutaneotrichosporon oleaginosum, 1916 nucleotides long. RefSeq lists its product as uncharacterized. Lineage: Eukaryota; Fungi; Basidiomycota; Tremellomycetes; Trichosporonales; Trichosporonaceae. The record is from RefSeq and is a predicted model, not a curated record.